AUGGCGGCAGUGGAUAGCAAGAUCGCCGGGCAUCAAUCGGAAGACAUCGAGUCGGGGCAUCAAAGGCGAUCCGAAGACGAUGUCGCCAUCCAUACGGACACCUUUGCGGUCAAGAAAGAAGCUCUGGGAAAUGACCUCCCGCCUCGGUACUGGCUCAGUCCGGGUUUCAUAGGCACAGUUGCGGCACUCUGCUUUGGGAAUAUCAGUAACUAUGCCAGCUGGGUGCAACCAUCGAACUCCUUGACUGUGAUCAAUGCGGACAUUGGACCUUCUGCGAACAUAUCCUGGGUGGCGCUGGCUUAUACCCUAGGAUUGGCUGUUGGUUUCCUCCUCGUAGGUCGGUUGAGUGAUAUCUUUGGCCGUCGCUGGUUCUUCAUCGGCGGCAACUUCCUGGCCUUGCUGUGCGGAAUACUGGGUGCAGUUGCUCAGGACAUCAACACACUCAUCGGAGGAAAUGUCCUCGGAGGCCUGGCAGGCGCGGUCCAAAUCUCAUUCACGGUGGCAAUAUCGGAGCUUGUCCCCAACAAGCAUCGUCCACUCUGGGUGGCAGGCAUCUUCUUUUCCAGUAUUGAGUUUGCAGCAUUUGGUCCAGAGAUAGCCCAGUUACUUGUUGCAAAUACAGCAGCUGGUUGGAGAUGGAACUACUACAUCAACAUCAUCGUAGCAGGCAUGGCGGUUGUGCUCUUCUUCUUAUUCUAUCAUCCGCCGACGUUUCACCUGCUCCAUUCGAAUCGUUCCAGAUUGGAGCAACUCAAGCGGCAGGAUGGUGUUGGAUUCAUCUUGUUCACCGGCGGCCUAAUCCUCUUCAUCAUGGGACUCAGCUGGGGCCAGGUCGUGUAUCCCUGGAACUCAGCUCAUGUCAUUGCCACAAUCGUUGUGGGAUUCCUGGCUCUGGUCGGGUUUGUCCUGUGGGAUGCUUUUGGCCAUCGAGGAGAUCCACUCUUGCCGCUACAUCUGUUCAAGACCCGAGGGUAUCUGGCCAUGGUGAUCACCGCGAUGGUGGGCUCUUGCGUGUACUACAGCAUGAACGUAAUCUGGCCGCAGCAGAUUGCCUAUCUGUUUGGAGGAUCGCCGGCUCAUCGAGGAUGGCUUGCUUGUGUGGUCGGUGGUGCAACGCUGGCCGGACAGGUCAUUGGCGCUGCGAUGUGCCAGUACAUCAGGAAGUCACGGUACAUACUGAUCGGCAGCUGUAUCUCCUUGCUUGUAUUCUCUGCCGCCAUGGUCAGCAUCGGUCCAGGGCAGGAAUCGAAAGGUGUAGGCCUAAUGUUCAUGGCUUGCUUCAGCGUUGGCGUGAUCGAGGCAUGCAGCUUGUCGUUGGCCCCUCUCGCUCUGCCCUCUGAAGAUAUCGGUGCCGCUCUUGGGGCUCUGGGAAGCAUUCGUUCCGGAGGGGCUUCUGUUGCUACUGCAAUAUGUACAACCAUCUUGAACAACAAGCUCGCCAACUACUUGCCUGAAUACGUAACGCCAGCCGCCACCGGCGCUGGACUGCCACAAUCUUCUCUGCCGGCUUUGUUCACAGCGAUAACUGCUGGAGAUCUGACCACGGUCCCAGGAAUCACGCCGCGCAUCACUGCAGCCGUGGGCGUUGCUAGUGCUCAAGCAGCCGCCUUAUCGUUCAAGUAUGUGUGGUAUGCUGUAUGUGCAUUUGCCGCAUGUGCAGUAAUUGCUUCAUGCUUGACGAUCAACUACGGCGAGUACUUGAACGAUACCGUGGAGAGGAAGUUGCAUGGCAAGACCGUCGAAGUGGUUGCUCAUGAUCGACAUCGGUCCAAUGACAAGGCUUGA
Messenger RNA from Zasmidium cellare ATCC 36951, 1785 nucleotides. RefSeq lists its product as uncharacterized. Gene Ontology annotation, molecular function: transmembrane transporter activity. Gene Ontology annotation, cellular component: membrane. Gene Ontology annotation, biological process: transmembrane transport. Lineage: Eukaryota; Fungi; Ascomycota; Dothideomycetes; Mycosphaerellales; Mycosphaerellaceae. The coding region runs from base 1 to 1785 and encodes 594 amino acids. The record is from RefSeq and is a predicted model, not a curated record. The transcript is spliced from 6 exons.